GUCCGCUGUAAAGCUUCGGUGUCCUCUGCGACUUGCCGUAGUCUGAGCAACAUGGUGCUGGAGAAGAAGGCGUCCGCCCGUGUGGAUGCGGCUCAGCGUCGGGUUCUGGACGAGGCGACCAGACAGAGGAGAUUAACGCGCCAGUUGGAGGCGUUGGAGAAGGACAACUUCCAGGACGACCCGCUGGCGUCGCUGCCACCACCCGGCCCCACCGCUCGUCUGCCAGCCUUCAGCGAGACCGAGGAACCUGGGAAGAAGAGGAGGAAAACGAGAGGAGACCAUUUUAAGCAGCGCUUCAGAAAGAACUUCACCACCCUACUGGAAGAGGAGUCUGAACUGGUUGCUGUCGAUCACAGGGACAGACAAGAGGGGGUGGAGCUAUCUCUGGCCUCGUCCCUACCCCAGGAGUGUCCCAGCCAAUCGUUUCAGGCAUGGCGUCUGCUGCUCUAUUUGAAAGCAAGCCUGGGCGCCAACGAGGAUGUUCUGCUAGAACCCUACCUGCAGAGCUGGGAGGAGCUUAUAAAGUUCAUGGACUCCUUGGGGACCAUCGUUAGUUUUUUCACUCAGAAGAUUGAAGAGAAGCUUGCCGUGAUAAGGGACCUGUCCCUCAAACACAGCAGAGGCUCCUGGGAGAGUGGUCCCUCUGGACCCUCUGGACAGCAAAUCCCACCCACUCUUGGACUACGAUUCGGGGCCUAUCAUUCAGUGCGGUCCAUGGUAGAGAUGGAGCUAAAAGAAGGUGUGGUCAACUUCUCACAGCGCAGCCAAUCAGGUUGCAGGACACUAUUGCGGCUGCACCGAUCCAUCCACUGGUUGAAGCUUUUAUUGGCGGGUCUGGCAGAGGAACCGGAGCCUGAUGGACACUACAGAACCCCUGCAGAACUGUGCAGGCGGGCCUAUAUGGAGGCUCUCGCUCCGUAUCAUCCCUGGUGGAUUCGUCGGGCGGCUGAGUUGGUGUUUGUCUCUCUACCAGAGAGAGAGACCUUCCUCCACCUGGUGUGUGUGAGGAGUCAGAGGGAGGCUGUUCCCGUCCUACACACACUCAUCCAUGCGCUGACACUGGUGCAUACACACACACAGCGCAUCCUGGAAACACACAACCUGCUGCAGCUGCCAUGA
Lampris incognitus (smalleye Pacific opah) is the source of this 1119-nucleotide messenger RNA. RefSeq names its product glycolipid transfer protein domain containing 2a (gene gltpd2a). Gene Ontology annotation, biological process: intermembrane lipid transfer; ceramide transport. The record is from RefSeq and is a predicted model, not a curated record. Gene Ontology annotation, molecular function: ceramide 1-phosphate binding; ceramide 1-phosphate transfer activity. NCBI's taxonomy places the organism in Eukaryota, Metazoa, Chordata, Actinopteri, Lampriformes, Lampridae. Gene Ontology annotation, cellular component: membrane; cytosol; cytoplasm.